UUUGACUAUUUUCGAUUCCCACAUUUACCUUUCUACUUCAAUGAUUUGGUCAGAUUAAUCAAACUGGUUUCUCAUUAUUAUUCUUUUAUGUUUCCUUUCCAGGAAGGGUUUUCUGGGAAUAGCAAUGGUAACUGCUGGAGCUGGGCUGCUAAGUUCCUUCUCUCCAAAUUAUACAUCGUUGUUAAUUCUUCGGUGUUUGGUUGGUGUUGGCCUAGGCAGUGGGCAUGUAUUCUUAUCCUGGUUUCUAGAGUUCGUUCCUGCUUCUAAUAGAGGCAAAUGGAUGGUUAUCUUUUCAGCUUUCUGGACCGUUGGAUCAAUUUCUGAGGCCGCACUUGCAUGGAUUGUCAUGCCAAGAUUGAACUGGAGGUGGUUACUUGCACUGUCCUCUGUUCCAUCUUUUGUUGUGCUUUUUCUUCUUGGUCUUUCACCGGAAUCUCCAAGGUAUCUAUGUAUGAAAGGUAGAACAGCUGAUGCACUUCAUGUUCUGGAAAACGUGGCAGAGUUGAACCGAAAAAAACUCCCAGAUGGUAUGCUUGUUUCCAAUAAAACUGCAUGGGAUGAAGAAGUUGCUACUCCUGGACAUGUUCAUCUUCUUACAUUGGAUACCAACAAAACCACGCAGGCGAAAUCUGGCUUCUCAACAUUUCUCAUGCUAUUCUCACCAAGAUUAAUUAGAACAACUGUUCUUCUGUCAAUUUUACUCUUUGGAAAUUCAUUUGCUUUUUAUGCAAUUGUAUUGUUUGUCUCCGAGCUUAGCAGUGCAGAGAAAACUUGUAGCUAGACCGUGCUACUUGCAAAAAAUAUCCAGAGCUCUAGCCUCUACAUAGUCAUUCGUCACUAGCUUGGCAGAGGUUCCUGGACUUCUUUUAUCGGCAAUUCUAGUUGAUAAAGCUGGUCGCAAGCCUUCUAUUUCAAUUAUAUUCACCCUAGCAUUCAUUAUUAUUUUGCCACUGAUUAUCAAUCAGUCCAAUAUUUUAAGAACAAGCUUAUUAUUCGUAGCUCGCAUGUGUGCUAUGGGAACCUUCACAAUCUCUUUAAUAUAUGCCUCAGAGUUAUAUCCAACUUCAAUGAGGUCAACUGGCACUGGAUCUGCAAACGCCAUGGGAAGAAUCGGAGGUAUGGUUUGCCCUUUUGUUGCAGUUGCGCUGGUGGAGGGCUGCCAUACCAAAGCUGCCAUCAUAGUGGUAGAGGGUGUAAUAGCGAUAUCAGUAAUAUGUGUUCUAUUGAUCCCAUUUGAAACAAGAGGAAAGGAAUUGAGUGACAUUGUAGAUGUUGUACCAAAUUCAAGACAAGUGAUUGUUGGUCAGUGGUAAGAUCGUAUGUAUGUGAGUAUAAUACGAGUAGCAUUAUGUACGCAAACAAUAUGCAGAAACAAUAAUAUAUUACAAUAUGAUUAAAUAGUUUUAAAUUAAAAAUAAAACAAUACUCAAUCAUAUAGUAACAUGUUAUUGUUUAUGCUAAAGAUUGUACAUAUUAUUUGUGUAUACGAUUUUGUUGAUAUGAUAUUGCACCGUUAUGAA
Molecule: messenger RNA, 1520 nt
Organism: Mangifera indica (mango)
Lineage: Eukaryota; Viridiplantae; Streptophyta; Magnoliopsida; Sapindales; Anacardiaceae
Product: organic cation/carnitine transporter 7-like
Exons: 4
Coding region: 125-781 (218 amino acids)
Biological process (GO): transmembrane transport
Cellular component (GO): membrane
Molecular function (GO): transmembrane transporter activity
Source: RefSeq, a predicted model, not a curated record